CUGGGCGUCUUGGUGGGCGGGAAGGCCUCCGUGAAGGGCAUGACGGGAGUCCAGCUCGCGAGCUCGAGGCCUGACUCGCGGGUUCCAUUUCUUGAGCUUUUCUUCAGAGGACCUUGUGGAAAAGGGCAAGAACUGCAUUCCGGCCCGUCCUGUCACUUAGAAAGUGUCCUCAGCGUCUUAUCUCAGUUUCCCCUCUACCACACGAGACACAGAGCAGGCUCCCGCAGCUCCCCAGUACUAACAUUGGGCUCUAAUGGCCGAAGUGUGUCUUCCUUCAGGAUAGUAUUUAGUUCCACAAUGUUUGGGAACCUAUUUGAAGAGGAUUAUUCCAGUGUGUCAAAUAGUCAGUAUGGAAAAGGGAAGAAAUUAAAGACUAAAGGGUUGGAGCCACCUGCCCCUAGAGAAUUCACCAAUUUAAGUGGAAUCAGAAAUCAGGGUGGAACCUGUUACCUCAAUUCCCUUCUUCAGACUCUUCAUUUCACACCUGAAUUCAGAGAAGCUUUAUUUUCUCUUGGUCCAGAAGAGCUUGGUUCUUUAGAGGAUAAGGAUAAGCCUGAUGCAAAGGUUCGGAUCAUACCUUUGCAGUUACAGCGCUUGUUUGCUCAGUUACUGCUCUUAGACCAGGAGGCUGCAUCCACCAUAGACCUCACUGACAGCUUCGGAUGGACCAGCGAGGAGGAAAUGAGACAACAUGAUGUACAGGAACUGAACCGAAUUCUCUUCAGUGCUUUGGAAACUUCUUUAGUUGGGACCUCUGGCCAUGACCUCAUUAAUCGUCUAUACCAUGGCACCAUUGUGAACCAGAUUAUUUGCAAAGAGUGUAAGAACAUCAGUGAGAAGCAGGAAGACUUCUUGGAUCUGACAGUAGCAGUCAAAAACGUAUCUGGUUUAGAAGAUGCACUCUGGAACAUGUAUGUGGAAGAGGAAGUUUUCGACUGUGAUAACCUGUACCACUGUGGAACCUGUGACCGGCUGGUUAAAGCAGCAAAGUCUGCCAAAUUACGUAAGCUGCCUCCUUUUCUUACUAUUUCAUUACUAAGAUUUAAUUUUGAUUUUGUGAAAUGUGAACGCUACAAGGAAACGAGCUGUUAUACGUUCCCCCUCCGGAUCAAUCUCAAGCCUUUUUGUGAACAGAGUGAACUGGAUGAUACAGAAUAUAUGUAUGACCUCUUCUCCGUCAUUAUCCACAAAGGUGGCUGCUAUGGAGGUCAUUACCAUGUGUACAUUAAAGAUGUUGAUCAUCUAGGAAACUGGCAAUGUCAAGAAGAGAUAAAUGAUACGGAUGUGCAUUUGAAAGAUCUUCAGAAUGAAGAAGAGGUUGAUGACCCAUUGAUGAUUCUAAAAACAAUCUUAUUGCAGGAGGAGACCAAUCAAAUUCCUGUUGAUCAGCUGGGCCAGAAACUCUUGAAAAAGACAGGAAUAUCUUGGAACAAGAAGUACAGAAAACAGCAUGGACCAUUACGAAAGUUCUUACAGCUCCAUCCUCAGAUGUUUCUGCUCAGCACAGAUGAAAGUACAGUUAGUCUCCUGAAGAGCCAUUUUACUCAGGCCCCGUCUGAUCUCCAAAGGAACCAGGAACAGAUUCUACAUACACUUGCUUCAGAACCCCCAGGGUUAAGUGAUAACACCAGCUGCCCCCACUGGUUUGAUAUCAAUGAUUCCAAAGUCCAGCCAAUCAGAGAGAAUGCUAUCGCACAGCAGUUCCAGGGUAAAGAAAGUGCCUACAUGCUGUUUUAUCGGAAAGCCAAGCUGCAGAGGCCCUCCCAAGUUCUGUUCACAGCUCGAGCCAAUCCAAGAUACAGGGUUCCAUGUCAUUUGCUGAAGGAAAUGGAUGCAGCCAACAUUCAACUGCACAUGAGAAGGGCAGAAUGUGACUCUGCAAACAACAAUUUUGAAUUGCAUCUCCAUCUGGGUCCUCACUACCGUUUCUUCAAUGGGGCUCUGCACCCUGAAAUCUCUCAGACAGAGAGUGUGUGGGAUUUAACCUUUGAUAAAAGAAAAACUUUAGGAGAUCUCCGUCAGUCAAUAUUUCAGCUAUUGGAAUUCUGGGAAGGAGACAUGGUUCUUAGUGUUGCGAAACGUGUGCCAGCAGGACUCCAUGUGUACCAUACCCUCGAUGGAGAUGAACUGACACUGUGUGAAGCUGAAAUCGCUGAUGGGGAAGACAUCUUUGUAUGGAAUGGAGUAGAGGUUGGUGGAGUCCAGAUUCAGACUGGUUCUGAUUGUGAGCCUCUGCUGUUACACAUUCUUCAUCUCGAAAUGAGUGGUGAAGGCUCAAAGUGUGAGCAGUUGGUGGAGUCGCCACACGUCUUUCCAGCUAACGCAGAAGUGGGCACUGUGUUCACAGCCUUGGCCAUUCCUGUAGGCGUCCUCCUCACAAACAGUGUGGAGUCUGCAGAGGAAGAGUGUUGGACUGCUGUUCCCAAGGAGGACAUGAAGAAGACAUUCAGAGAACAAGGUCUCAGAAAUGGAAGCUUAAUUUUGGUUCAGGAUGCAGACAGUGAUGAUAACAGUCUGUUGCCCAGACAAGGGAGAUGGACCUCCAGUGUGGAUGAGCUGAACUGGCUCCAAGUGAAAAACUUGUGCCAGUUAGAAUCUGAAGAGGAGCAGGUUCAGAUAGCCGCAACCGUGCACACAGUGGUGUUUGAUAUUCGAAUUAAAGCCAUAAAGGAAUUAAAAUUAAUGAAGGAACUAGCUGAGAACAGCUGUUUGAGACCCAUUGAUAGAAACGGGAAGCUUCUUUGUCCAGUACCAGAUGCUUGGACUUUGGAGGAAGCAGAGGUGAAGAUGGGGAGUUCCUUGGGACUUUGUCUGGGAAAAGCACCAACUUCCUCUCAGCUGUUCCUGUUUUUUGCUCUGGCAAGUGACAUUCAUCCUGGGGCGGAGAUGGAAGUCAUAGUAGAAGAAACACUCUCUGUGAGAGAUUGUUUAAAGAUAAUGCUGGAGAAAUCAGGUCAGCAAGGAGAGCGGUGGCACUUGAGGAAGAUGGAUUGGUGCUAUGAAGCCGGGGAGCCUUUGUGUGAAGAAGAUGCAACACUGAAAGAGCUUAUGAUAUGUUCUGGGGAUACUUUACUUUUAACUGAAGGAAAACUUCCUCCUCCGGGUUUCUUGAAGGUGCCCAUCUGGUGGUACCAGCCUGCAAGACUGUCAGGACACUGGGAGAGUCGGGACCACUCCAGCUGUGCCUCUCCUCUGGGUAGCAGCUGGGGAUCUGCUCCCAGCCAAGGUGCUCCUGGCCCUGAGCCUGCAGACAUUACCCUCCUCUACUUGGGAGAUGUGGAGAUCUCAGAAGAGGCCACAUUGGUGGAACUGAAGUCAAAGGCCAUGGCCUUGACCUCUGUCUCAAAGCUUGCAGUCCAGUCUCCAGCCCUUCUAAGAGUUUGGACAGUGGAGAGCAAACGGCCCAGCAGGCUCUUGCGCAUCGACUGGCGGCAGCUCAAGGAGUACAGACUGGGCCGGAGAGCAGAGCUCUGCUUAGAGCUUCUUCAAAAAGAGGAGGACUUGGGCCCCCGGGAUGUGCUGCUGAGGACACAGCUACGCAUCCCUGGUGAGAGAGCCUACACCCUGGCCAUGGACCUGGUAUGGGACACCACCCGAGGAUGGACUGCUGGCUCCUUGAGGCAGAGAGUGGCUGAUUUCUAUUCUCUUCCUGUGGAGAAGAUUGAAAUUGCCAAAUAUUUUCCUGAAAAGUUUGAGUGGCUUCCAAUAUCUAGCUGGAAUCAGCAAGUUGCCAAAAGGAAAAAGAAGAAAAACCAAGAUACUUUGCAAGGGGGACCAUAUUACUUGAAAGAUGGAGACACUAUUGGCAUUAAGAAUCUCCUGUUUGAUGAUGAUGAUGACUUCAGCACAAUCAGAGAUGACAUUGGGAAGGAAAACCAGAAGCAGCUGGCUUUGGAGAAAAAGAAAAGCCACCAAGUCUUCAGAGCAGCUAGCAACUGUCAGAGCACAGGAAUGAGGACAGGAAUGCUGAACGGAAGAUCAAAAACAGGCUUGUUUUUAUUAUACAGAGAAGAACUUAUUUACAAUCCUCUGAUGCGGACUAUGUACAUAACAAUACAAGAGGCAUCGGCUCCAGGUGGUCACUAUAAAUUAAGAUUAUAAAUAUGAGGGUUAGCCCCACCUGCAGGCACAAAACCUUUUCUCCAAUUCCUCAGGGGUCCUUCCUUCUCUCCCCCUCUGACAGGCCCCUCCAGCACUCAGACUGGAGCUCUCAUUUCUUGUUGACUGUAUAAACAGUGCCGUGUCAGUCAUGGACAACACUGAUUUCCAGCACCCCUCACCCAAAUGCAAUGCUUUCUCAAGAGGCCACUGAGGACUUGAGUGUUGCCCUCAGUUGCUUCUCCUCCUCCUCGGGUUCCUCCUCACCUAAGUUUCUGUUGGUCUGUCACAGGCUCUGACUUCUCCUAGGCCAGAUGAUCCCUGCCUUCACAUUCAGGUCUCAACUGACUGCUCAAUGAGAACAGAACAGAUGGAAAAGUGACAGCUGUUUCCAUUCAGGGUUGCUUUCAUGGAGGCAGGGAAGCCCACAUGUGAUGGGCAGCGGGUCCCACAGAGACAGGCAGUUGCUGUGGCAGAACUCGAGGCCUGGGGCACAGCGCAGCAGCGAUUGCGCUGUAGGCUCUCCAUACGCCACUCUACUGGCCAGGGCUCCCAGAUCUGCCUGUGACUGACAGGGAAGGGAAGAUGCCCAGGGCGUCUGUCUGCAGAACAAGCAGCACGUCAACCCUGCCUCCUCAGCUGGGGCUGCUGGAGGCCCCCCCCCCCCCCGAGUCCAAGCUCAGCACUUCUUCAUGUCAAAUAGGAAAGCAUUGGCCGAGUCCACGGCACUGUCCUCUCUGGGUAAGGACCACAGCCCAGCAGCCUCCUACCAAGGCUGAGCUAAAGCCCUUUCCAGCUGGUCUACAAGUCCCUGUGGGGAAAAGGGAAUGUCAGGGGCAUCCUCACCUGGGAACUGCCCACAGCAUGUAGUCUGGGCCUUGUGGAGCUGCUGCUACCCACAGUGCCACCUGCUGUUUGAGAACCAGUGCUGCCCAGCAGAUCCUGGCAGGGCAGCAGCAUCGUGGGCUGUGGUUAGAGUCUUCGCAGCAGAUGAGAAGUCACUACAGAGCCUGAGACUCUGGGCCACCUGAGAUGAUGGACCCAGACUGCCCCUGCUGACCAUUCAUUCUCCCAUGGCAUACGUCGUCUCCAGCACCCAGGAAGCUUGGUCUCCACAGUAACGCUGAGCUAGUGUAAACUCAUCCUUGUCUGCCUGCCCCAGACUAGACUGCAGGCGCCUGUAGCAUCCUGAGGAGAUACAUGGACUGUCCACAUGCUUAGAGCCCCGUGGAGAGCCCAGUGCCCUAAGGCCUGGCCUAAGCAGGAGGCUUUCCUGUCCACCUUCACAGAUUCUAAUAAGCCUGGAAACACAUCCAUGUCACUUUCAAACCAGGAAAGUACAUAACUUUUUGUUUCUAAAAAUUAAAACUCAUGAACAAAGGGGGCAAUAGCAGUGGGUGGCCUUUGUGGGGCUGCUGUGAAGAACCACAGAGUGGCUGUCAGGCACAGAGAACAUUCUGGUGAGGACCACUGAGGCUGGACCCAACUCUGCUUCUGAGACCCAGUAGAGGUGGAGAUGGUACUGCCCAG
Molecule: messenger RNA, 5628 nt
Organism: Peromyscus leucopus (white-footed mouse)
Lineage: Eukaryota; Metazoa; Chordata; Mammalia; Rodentia; Cricetidae
Gene: Usp40
Product: ubiquitin specific peptidase 40
Exons: 32
Coding region: 40-4101 (1353 amino acids)
Biological process (GO): protein deubiquitination
Cellular component (GO): cytosol; nucleus
Molecular function (GO): cysteine-type deubiquitinase activity; cysteine-type endopeptidase activity
Source: RefSeq, a predicted model, not a curated record